GAAGAAAAGUGUAAGCCCCAUUGUGAAGCAUUCGUGGAUGAAUUUUAUUUACUUAAAAGUUUUGGUCAAAAGAAAAAUUAGAAUUCGUGAACGCCAUGUGUAGCAUCCGUCAACUGUCUGAAGAGGAGCGUUCGCUCGUCGAUUCAUGGCUGGAGAGCGAGGGCAUCGUGUUGAACUCGCGCUCGCGGCGCGAUACAUACUCCGAUGUGCGGCCCGUGGCAGAGAUCCUGAAGAAGAUCUACCCCGAAAUAGAGCUCGAAUGCUAUCCCACUGUCAGCAGCUUCGAUCGUCGCCUCCAGAACUGGCAAAUCUUCGCGUUUCGGGUGCUCCUGAAGCUGGGUCUGCGGCUCCACAAUCAUGAUCUCAAACAGCUGGCCGAAGGCAAGCCGGGGGCCGUCGACUGGGUGCUCUUCCAUGCGUUUUCCCACGCCGAAACGUUUCCCAAAGUACGGAGCUGUUCCAGGGCCCGUUCCAUGGGUGGUGUUUCCAGGCGCCAGAGCACGAAAAAGUGGCGCGAUAUUUAAAUGUAUGCUGUAUGAAAUUGCCCUUUAUUAUCUUGGGCUAUCUAUAAUAAUGGCCUAUCAUCGCCCCAUCAUCGCCAUACAAAUUUCAGUUCAAAGAUGAUUGCUGGAGGGACAAGAAGACAGUUUCCCGCCGGAUGCGACUCGAUUGGGGAUAUCAUCUACGUGGGACCUGGCCAAUGGCACGUGCUCCUGGAUGUCCGGGCUACAGUCGAGCUCCAUGGAUUAGUUUAUUUUAGUAGUACCCAGAUCACAGAUAUUUUAAUAACUCGUACAAAAAGUAAAAAACCCAGCCUCUUCUGAA
Drosophila persimilis is the source of this 825-nucleotide messenger RNA. RefSeq lists its product as uncharacterized. The coding region runs from base 96 to 524 and encodes 142 amino acids. Lineage: Eukaryota; Metazoa; Arthropoda; Insecta; Diptera; Drosophilidae. The record is from RefSeq and is a predicted model, not a curated record. The transcript has 3 exons.